This is a messenger RNA of Entamoeba invadens IP1, 951 nucleotides long. RefSeq lists its product as hypothetical. The record is from RefSeq and is a predicted model, not a curated record. Lineage: Eukaryota; Evosea; Mastigamoebida; Endamoebidae. The transcript has a single exon. Bases 1 to 951 code for a protein of 316 amino acids.
AUGACAACAUUCAUACAUCAACCAUUCACUUUUCUUCAUGACAGUGAUAUCCUCCACUGCUCCAUUACGUCGAAGGACGCAUCCCCAGAGUCUUUAUCUGAUCUUGAACCAAUACUUCCAGAGAAACGAAUUCAAAACUUUAUUACUGUCUUAGAAAUCCAACAGUCGAAAUAUUUAGGACAUAGAAAACACGUCUCAUGUGAAACAAACGAAAACCCAACGUCACACCUUGUCUUCUAUCCCAAAGACAAAAAGGCAAUUUAUGUCUCAACGUACUCCUCUCUCUCUGUUAUUUCAAGGAGAUACACUAUAAACAACUUUUUCUCCCAAUUCUCACACAAAAACUACGAACUGUCCUUUGGAGAUACAACUCCCUCGACUCCUCGUAAAACAACAUCACCCCAACGAACCAUCACUAAAAUCAUUUUUACUAAGAAACAAGACCCUCAAAGGUUUGAGGGCGGGUCAAUUAACAGUAUCGUCUCUGUGCUGGCCGAGUGGGUCCCAUUCACAAAGACGCCAAAGAUUGUUGCCACCACUGAAAACCUAGACACGGUCAAUUUCUUCGAGUGCACAAAAGGAGCGUCUCGAGUCGCUUUUGUCUUUGCGGACAUGGACGAAAACAUUUUUGGGAUUUGUGUGAACAAAGAGGACGUCGGAAGGGCGUGGCAAUGGAAAUCGUUUUCAAGCAAAUCCGCAUUUUGUUUUGCUUCAACUAAAGACAACCAUGAGUUCAUGAUGCAUCACCUUCUUGCAAAGAAAGAAGAGGAUACUAAAAUGUGUUGGUACACUAAUUAUGGAUCACUUCUAUCUUUGAUGACUGUUGGAACAACGGUGCAUAUCAACAGAAACGUACCUUCUACUUUCGAAGAGUUUUCUAAAAUGUUUUAUAUUUCCAAAAGCUGUGUGUUCAAUACUGUUAAAAAUGUCUCUGUCAUUUGUUUCUACUAA